This is a messenger RNA of Salvia hispanica, 2284 nucleotides long. RefSeq lists its product as uncharacterized. The record is from RefSeq and is a predicted model, not a curated record. NCBI's taxonomy places the organism in Eukaryota, Viridiplantae, Streptophyta, Magnoliopsida, Lamiales, Lamiaceae. Gene Ontology annotation, molecular function: protein binding.
GACGAUGAUCAAAUUCCUAUUUCAAUUCGCAAUCUUCUCAAUCGCCCACAUUUUUCCUGCGCCUGAAUCGAUUUCCCAUCGCGAUAAUUUUUAAACCCAUUUCCAAUUUUCCAUCUUUUAAAAGUGAAGGUUUAUCAAGAAAGCAUUUUUGUUGAUCAAAAUCGAGUCUCUGUUGAAAUUGAUCAAAAGGGGCGUCAAGAAGUGAUCAAAGGGAGCGGCGAUGUUGAGCGGCGGUUGCGUUGAUCAUCGCAGCAGCGUGAACUCUUGUCAGCCGAGGGGGUUCUUGACGCCGCCGCCGACAUGGAAGGCGGAGCGGGGAUCUCCGGCGAUGCCGAGGUCGGAGAUGAAGCCCAAGGGAGAUCUGUUUCACGUCGUUCACAAGAUCCCUUCCGGCGACUCGCCUUACGUUAGAGCCAAACAUGUUCAGCUUGUAGACAAGGAUCCGAGCAGGGCGAUUUCCUUGUUCUGGCAAGCGAUAAAUUCUGGUGAUCGGGUUGAUAGUGCUCUGAAAGACAUGGCUGUCGUCAUGAAACAGUUGGACCGCUCAGAUGAAGCUAUCGAGGCCAUCAAGUCCUUUCGCCAUCUAUCUCCUGCCGACUCUCAGGAAGCCCUUGACAAUAUAUUGCUUGAACUCUAUAAGCAAUCAGGGAGGAUGGAGGAAGAGAUUAUAUUGCUUCAGUAUAAACUGAAGCAAGUUGAAGAGGGAAUGGCUUUUUCUGGGAGGAAAACGAAGAUUGCAAGGUCUCAAGGAAAGAAGGUUCAGAUCACAAUUCAGAAGGAGUAUUCAAGGUUGUUAGGAAAUUUAGCUUGGGCCUAUAUGCAACAGAAAGAUUUCAAAUCUGCUGAAGAACAUUACAGAAAAGCGCUAUCCUUUGAAUCGGAUAAGAACAAGCAGUGUAACUUGGCAGUCUGCUUGAUGCACAUGAACAAGCUGACAGAGGCCAAGUUUCUCCUCCAAUCAAUACCAUCUGAUAAUGGUGCUGUCGAUGAAUCUUAUGUUAAGUCAUACGAGCGUGCCUCUGAGAUACUGGCCGAGUUUGAGUCGCAGCGUGUUCUUAAGCCUAUGAAACAGAUGGAGCAGAAUAAUGAACCUGGGAUGGCACGAGGAUUUGUACAUGGACACAUCAGUAGAACUAAGUCAUUAGGCGGGCAGUGGGGAAGCAGUAGGUUCUGUUCUCGGAGACAUACUAACGAUAGAAAUGGCACGCUUUCGUCUCCUCUGCCCUCAUCUGGCAAUAUGUGCAAAGGAGCAUCUACUGACUUUCCAUACGAGAAGAGGGCCGAUUUGGAUUGGAGGGCGAAUCAUUAUGAGCCUAAUGUGAGCCGGGAAGGAGUGAACUCUUUCCCCUACCGGAAUACUCCCAACGUUCCACUCACUCAACCAAGGAGAAGUACGCGCUAUGGAGAUCAAGUAAAAGCUGUUUUGACAGAAAACGCUAAUGGAGGUUAUUGCCGGAAACUGUCGUUUGGAUCAUCUGCCAGUAGUGAAUCUGUGCAUUCAUUUGCAAGCCAAAAUGCUGGCUACUAUUCUCAUGAUGCACCUGAUGAGAUGCCGAAUAUACUGCCACAGUUUUUGGCGAAGAAGAAUACAUGUGUGAAGCCAUUAGAAGCUAAUGAAGAAGGGGUGAAUACUUUGCCUUCUGCUGACUUUGGAAAAGUAGAAGAAGGCAAGAAUCGGACUCUUGAGAUUUCAAGUCGCGAGCAGCAUAAGAAGAGCUGGGCUGAUAUGGUCGAAGAAGAAGACGAAGAAGAGUUUGGAAGCUGGAGUAACAAUUAUCCAAAGAUCAGUCAGAAAACUUAUGCUUCAACGGACCCGUUCAACGAUGAGAAUGUUAACUCCAACAUAAUCCCCGAGACUCCCAAGCUGCACGAUGCAGAUGAUGAAGUAAGUCAGGAGAUGGGUUCGAUCGAUCUUGGAGGCGGAUAUCUGACUCAGCCAGAGAAAAUCGCGCUGCCAAAGAACCAGCCAUUGAGACGUUCUCUGUGCUUUGAUCAGAACCACAACCUCAACAUACAAAACGUCCGCUGUGCUUCACCGUUGGCAACCAAAGCUCUCGACUUUGAAGGCCAAACCGGAGAUCUCAGUGUUGGAAAGUCCAAGAACCUGAGGAGGCUGCAGGUUUUCCAGGAUAUAACGAGUGUUCAUGCAAGUCCUCGACACUGAGAUCCGAGUUCUGGCUUUGAUUUUCCUCUUUCGAGAUUGUGCACAAAUAUUAUGUUAUAGUUGUAACAACAAUAUAUCACACUGAAUCAAAUAUACUGCAAAUUGUAUAACAGUUGUACA